Messenger RNA from Rattus rattus (black rat), 3750 nucleotides. It is a transcript of the gene Arhgef3, whose product is annotated as Rho guanine nucleotide exchange factor 3. The coding region runs from base 160 to 1815 and encodes 551 amino acids. Gene Ontology annotation, biological process: positive regulation of Rho protein signal transduction; intracellular signal transduction. NCBI's taxonomy places the organism in Eukaryota, Metazoa, Chordata, Mammalia, Rodentia, Muridae. Gene Ontology annotation, molecular function: guanyl-nucleotide exchange factor activity. The record is from RefSeq and is a predicted model, not a curated record. The transcript has 13 exons.
GGGUCGCGGGUACCACCACCGUCAGCCAAGAUCCUUAUUCUGGAGACCGCGUCUUUUAAACUGCGCAGCGGACAGUCUUGAGAUGGGAGGCGCCCGCCCAGAGCUGAAGGAGAGAAGAGCUGGGCCUGGCAAGCUGAGUCUGCAGAGCAUUUCACAGUGAUGAAUCAGUGCAUUUACAGAGGGAUGGAGGAGCACAAGGAAAGACCCAAGCGGCCAAGGCAGAACAACUUCUCCAUGUUUCCCUCUCCCAAAGCCUGGAAUUUCAGAGGGCGGAAACGGAAGCAGAGUGCCCAGGAUGAAGAUGCCGUCAGCCUAUGCAGUCUUGACAUAAGUGAACCUAGUAACAAAAGGGUCAAACCCCUUUCCAGAGUCACAUCGCUAGCAAAUCUCAUCCCACCUGUGAAGACCACACCGUUAAAGCGCUUCAGCCAAACCUUGCAGCGGUCCAUCAGCUUCCGCAGUGAGAGCCGCCCCGACAUCCUCGCCCCUAGAGCCUGGUCCAGAAAUGCCACCUCCUCAAGCACGAAGCGGAGGGACAGCAAACUCUGGAGUGAGACCUUCGAUGUGUGUGUCAGUCAGGUGCUCACAGCCAAGGAGAUCAAGAGACAGGAGGCGAUUUUUGAGCUUUCUCAAGGUGAAGAGGAUUUGAUAGAGGACUUGAAAUUAGCAAAAAAGGCCUACCAUGACCCCAUGCUGAAACUCUCAAUAAUGACAGAACAAGAGCUGAAUCAGAUUUUUGGAACCCUGGACUCUCUAAUCCCUCUCCAUGAAGACCUCCUUAGUCAGCUUCGAGAUGUCCGGAAGCCCGAUGGCUCGACGGAACACGUUGGUCCCAUCCUCGUGGGCUGGCUGCCUUGUCUCAGCUCCUAUGACAGCUACUGCAGCAAUCAAGUUGCUGCCAAAGCCCUGCUGGACCACAAGAAGCAGGACCACAGAGUGCAGGAUUUCCUCCAGCGCUGCUUAGAAUCACCCUUCAGCCGCAAACUCGACCUCUGGAAUUUCCUUGAUAUUCCCCGGAGCCGGCUAGUGAAGUACCCUCUGCUCCUUCGAGAAAUCCUGAGGCAUACGCCAAACGAUAAUCCAGACCAGCAGCACCUGGAAGAAGCUAUAAACAUCAUUCAGGGAAUUGUGGCAGAAAUCAACACCAAGACUGGGGAAUCGGAAUGCCGUUAUUACAAAGAGCGGCUUCUUUACUUGGAAGAAGGCCAGAAAGAUUCCCUGAUUGACAGCUCAAGGGUCCUGUGUUGUCAUGGAGAGCUGAAAAAUAACCGGGGUGUGAAACUCCAUGUUUUCCUGUUCCAAGAAGUGCUGGUGAUUACUCGAGCUGUCACGCACAAUGAGCAACUCUGCUAUCAGUUGUACCGGCAGCCCAUCCCUGUGAAGGACCUCACUCUGGAAGACCUGCAGGAUGGAGAAGUGCGGCUGGGUGGCUCCCUGCGUGGGGCCUUCAGCAACAAUGAGAGAAUUAAAAACUUCUUCAGAGUCAGUUUCAAGAACGGAUCCCAAAGUCAGACCCACUCACUGCAAGCCAACGACACCUUCAACAAACAGCAGUGGCUCAACUGUAUCCGUCAGGCCAAAGAAACGGUUCUGUCUGCUGCCGGGCAGGCUGGCUUGCUUGACUCCGAGAGCCUGUCCCAGAGUCCUGGCACUGAGAACAGGGAGCUGCGGGGAGAAACAAAACUUGAGCAGAUGGACCAAUCAGACAGUGAGUCGGACUGCAGUAUGGACACAAGCGAGGUCAGCCUCGAAUGCGAGCGGAUGGAACAGACAGACGCUUCCUGUGCAAACAGUAGGCCUGAGGAGAACGUCUGACAGAGGCUGUGACCCUGCCAGCAGCAGGCCCGUGUCUUACCUGUACAGUGUUCGUAUUCCACACGGGAACAGUUUGGAGAGGCACUUUGUAAUACUCCUGUGCCUGUGUUGGCCUAGCCCCUGUGUCUGCUCCUUGUCCCUAGCACUGUAACUGCCACCCAGUCUGUGUCAGCUUGCAGCAGCCCUUACCCUGUUGCUGUAUCCCACAAGCAUCUGGAUGAGUGCAGAGGAAUGGACCAUGUUACUUCGAGUUGUCCUACAUUCAAAACAGAAAGACUCUCUAAACUACUGUUGUGCGUGGCAAGGCCUUUGUCUCAUGCUUGCCUAGUGUUCCUCUAGCUCUGACAUAGUCACUGAAGUCCUGGCACUGGGAGAGCUCUGCAGAAUACUGAGAUCGCAUUGAAGGAAAGGCAGAAAGUCUGAUUAACCGUUGGAGGGAACUCCAGUUUUGAGUUAUUCAACUAGAAAGCCUGAAAGCAUCUCUGGGGGUUUCUGAGGUUGGAUUUUUACAAAGGAGGAAGCCUUGUUUUGAAGCCUGUGGUUUCAUCCAGUGCAAGUCGAAUGUGAACAAUCUGUGAAGACCUGAAACAGAGGUGGCUUUAGAAAGGGCCAAGACAAGAGCAGCUGCCGGACAGGCGAGCAGAGGCAGGGAGAUGCGGAGUUCAAGAACAGCCUUGGCUACUUACCAAGUUCUAGUUCAAACUGAGUUCCACCGUAAAAACAAAACAAAGCUAAAAGCACCUGCCAGCUCUGAAUAUUCAGCUGAAGUUGGGGGUGGAUAUUGGAGGCGUUUGUCAUGGCCAAUGGCUUGCCAUUAGAAGAGCCAUUUCUAGCCUACAACAUCAGGAUUGCCAGGACCAGAGAAGAUCUGCCAGGGUCAUGCAACCCCAUCAGCAUUAUGUUUUGUCCUCCUCAGCCACUCCUCUUUUCCAGUGGUAAUGGGGGAUGGGGGGGUAGGAACACAGAGACUGUGACUGCAUCUGGUGACUGUUGACAAACAAGAGAGAAGGACUUGGGGGUGAGAAAUGUGUCACUGUCACCCAAGGCUCCUGUGUGAACCACGGAAAUUGAAGUUACUCCGGAGGGUCUCAGGAUUUCCUGCCCUGCUUUUGGGCCUGGUUCUAGAGCUACAGACGGACUGGUGGUUAAUUCCCCUCGAGGCCGGUUUCAUUAGCUCUUAUUAACUAGAACCGGCUAGCCAAACUGGAAAGUUCUUUGUUAAAGCCUUGCUUUACAGAGCAAGGAUGGGUAAAAAGACCUUGAGGGCGUGGGGGAAAAAAAAACGUUCACAAACGUUUAGACAGAGCAGCUUCUGCAAGUGUAAAUACUUAGAGGAUUUGUAUAAAAUUAUACCCACACCAGCACUAGUAGUAAUGAUUCUAAAUUAUUGCCAAAAAGUUUUUUUUGUUUGUUGUUGUUAAUUUUUGCAUCUAUCAAGUUUACAGAAAAGAAAGCAAAAUGCAAAGUUGUCCCUUUACUACGCACAUGUGUCGUGCGCACUGAAAGAAGCUGUGUGGCAAGAACAACCAAUAGAAAAACAAGGUAUAUGACAUUAUUAUUUUUCAAGACCUAUUCUGACCAGUUUCUACCCUGUAGAGCCUAUUUCUGUAUUUAUAGUUUUUAACCAUGGUGAAAAUUUUUUUCUAUUAUGAGUUUAUUUAAAACCAUUUUGUCUCUCAAGUUGCUGAUGUAGCGAAUAAACCUGCUCCAGGCAGACACAGUGGGAAGCUGAGACGGACCGGGCACUGGACGAUAGAGAAAAGCCUGAAAUGUUCUCUACAGAGCCACUGUGACCAGCGAGUUAAGGAAGGGUCUCUGUCAGGGUCAGCCUGUGGGAAGAGAGUGGAUGAAUGUUCUGGUGAAAUGAAUACUUUUGUAUAAUGGCCUUAAACUUUUCUGGAAGCAUUUCAAAUAAAUUGCAUUAAAAAUACCUUU